CUUUGUUUUUGCUUUGGGAUACCUCACUGUGUGCCAAAUUACUAGAGUCUAUAUCUUUGAUUAUGGACAGUAUUCUGCUGAUUUUUCUGGUCCAAUGAUGAUAAUUACACAGAAGAUCACUAGUUUGGCAUUUGAGAUUCAUGAUGGAAUGUUUCGGAAAACUGAAGAUUUGACUCCAUCACAGAGGUGCUUGGCUGUAAGACGUAUGCCAAGUCUACUGGAGUAUUUAAGUUACAACUGUAAUUUCAUGGGUAUCCUGGCAGGCCCGUUAUGCUCUUACAAAGACUAUAUUACUUUCAUUGAAGGCAGAUCAUAUCAACUGCAACAAUCUGAAGCAAAUGGGAAGGAAGAUACAAAGUAUGAACAAACGGAUCCUUCUCCAAAUAUAGCCGUGGCACAGAAACUCUUAAUCUGUGGACUGUCCUUACUCUUCCACAUGACUAUUACAAAAACUUUGCCUGUGGAAUACAACAUUGAUGAUAACUUCCGAGCUACAGCAUCGUGGCCUGUAAGGUUUUUCUACCUAUACGUGUCUCUUAUGGCUGCCAGGCCUAAGUAUUAUUUUGCAUGGACUUUAGCAGAUGCAAUUAACAAUGCAGCAGGGUUUGGUUUUAGAGGCUAUGAUAAAAAUGGAGUUACACAUUGGGAUCUAAUAUCAAAUCUGAGAAUCCAGCAAAUAGAGUUUUCCACAAGCUUCAAGAUGUUUCUUGAUAACUGGAAUAUCCAAACAGCUCUUUGGCUUAAAAGAGUGUGCUAUGAGCGAGCCACCUUCAGCCCAACGAUCCAAACCUUCAUCCUCUCUGCCAUUUGGCAUGGGGUUUACCCAGGCUAUUAUUUAACAUUUUUAACAGGAGUUCUAAUGACGCUAGCAGCACGAGCUAUAAGAAACAAUAUCAGACACUAUUUUGUUGAAUCUCCUGCUGUUAAACUAUGUUAUGAUAUUAUAACAUGGAUGGCAACUCAAGUAGCAAUAAGUUACACAGUCGUGCCAUUUGUACUGCUCUCUGUGAAACCCUCUUUCACUUUUUACAGCUCCUGCUAUUUCUGUCUUCAUAUUGCCAGUAUCCUGGUGUUGUUGGUAUUUCCAUUGAAAAGAACUCAAAAAGGAAGUAAAAAGCAUGAAAGCGUCCAGCCCGUGUGGUCCAGAAAGCUAGAAGAAGAAGAAAAUCUUUUGCAAAAGAACAGUUAUUCCACAACAAAUAAUAGUUUCAGUCAGAAACAAGAAAUAACCUGCAGAUAUCAAGCAUUAAAACAGUGAUUGAGGAAAUACUAUGAUGAAUAUAUUUUGUAUGUUUUCAGAAACCCAUUUUUAGCACCUUUUAAAGGGGUUUGUAUUUGUUUGCAAAGAUGUUUAGUAAGAAAAGAAUGCAUUAUCUAGGAAAAUCACAUACAAUAGCAAGACUGGAAACAAAACAAAUUAACCCCUCCCAUGCCAUGUCCCUGUGGGUCACGCCUUAUAUGAAGAUGUUACCAUUAUUUCAAUGGGCACUCAGGACUUGCAACGUAUGUCCAUAGGGUCAUAUGUGUGCCCUUUGCUGAAUGUACGUUGUGUAUCCCAAGGCACUGAUGGGGUGGAAUAAAAUUGUGUCAAUCUAGGAUUAACAAAUGGAAGUUAAUUUUUCCAAAUGAAUAACUUGCCUUAAACCCUCUAUUUACUGAAAUAUUGUUUCUAAGUGGGUAUUUUAAAGUUUGAUUUUAUGUGGAAAGCAUAUUUCAAAUAUAUUAUACCAUAUGCUAUAAAGAAGAUAAAAAUAGGAAAUGCAGAGUCAAUAGAAGGCUUUGGAAUCUUUAAAAGGGAAUUGCAAUAAGCAUCUCAGUAUUUGGAGGGUUUUCUUAAAGUAUCUCAAACUAUUACAAUACAUUACGGAACUGUAAACAUUACUGAUGCCAAAUUAUAGUUAGGUUUCUUUGAUAAAGAGUAUAAUUACACAUAGCCCUUCUGAAUGGGAAAAAAAAACAAACAAACAACACACCACCAGAAGAUUCACCUUUUCAGGGCUUGAUAGCUCUAAUCUUUUUUUUUUUUUUUUUUACUUUAAAGUAGCUAAAAACAAUAAAAAGAAACCACUGUCAAGUGGGCUUUGUAGCUAGAGAAGGAAAGGCAGCCAUAGGACACAGAAGACAAUGCGCAAGCACCAGGAUUUCAAUGAAAGUGUGUUUUUACCCUUAAAUACCAGAAAUAUUUGCUCUAGAAUAGAGCUGUUUUAC
Antrostomus carolinensis (chuck-will's-widow) is the source of this 2208-nucleotide messenger RNA. It is a transcript of the gene MBOAT2, whose product is annotated as membrane bound glycerophospholipid O-acyltransferase 2. Bases 95 to 1258 code for a protein of 387 amino acids. NCBI's taxonomy places the organism in Eukaryota, Metazoa, Chordata, Aves, Caprimulgiformes, Caprimulgidae. Gene Ontology annotation, cellular component: membrane. The transcript is spliced from 10 exons. The record is from RefSeq and is a predicted model, not a curated record. Gene Ontology annotation, molecular function: acyltransferase activity. Gene Ontology annotation, biological process: lipid modification.